Mesorhabditis belari is the source of this 240-nucleotide messenger RNA. The record is from the annotation of a GenBank genome assembly. Lineage: Eukaryota; Metazoa; Nematoda; Chromadorea; Rhabditida; Rhabditidae.
AUGCCCAAUGUUUCCGUCUUUUCAACCAUCGAUCAUCAACAAUACACAGAUGAACCCAUUGAUGUCAUCACAAGUCCCCGUCUUCCCUUCAACUCUCGCCACAUCACUUUCAUCAUUUUCUCAAUCGAUUCCCUCGACGUCAGCCAUUCAGAUACCAAAUGGGAUAAUGCCUACUCCAAACAAUCUCCUCCAUCAAUCCGAAGCGAAACGACCGAGAGUUUCAUCGUCGGGAAAUCUUCG